Molecule: messenger RNA, 1020 nt
Organism: Colletotrichum gloeosporioides
Lineage: Eukaryota; Fungi; Ascomycota; Sordariomycetes; Glomerellales; Glomerellaceae
Product: Short chain dehydrogenase yanD
Exons: 2
Coding region: 1-1020 (339 amino acids)
Source: RefSeq, a predicted model, not a curated record
AUGACGGGCUCUAAGGAUCUCCCUCCCUCAACAGCCUCCUUUGGCAGCGUCUUUUUUCACAAUCAAUUCUGCGCCAAGCCCCAGUGGCCAGCUCCGAACACCAGCCUUUCAGGCCAAACGGCCAUUAUUACCGGCGGCAAUGCUGGACUUGGCUACGAAGCAGCCAUUCAGUUGCUUGACUUGAAGCUGUCGCAUUUGAUCCUCGCCGUCCGGUCCCUCGAAAGGGGAGAGGACGCAGCAGCCAAACUCCGCAAGCAGCAUCCUAGCGCCACCAUCGACGUAUGGCAACUCGACAUGAACUCGUAUGACUCCAUCCAAGCAUUUGCCCGUCGAUCUGAAAGCCAUCUACCUCGAAUCGACAUCGUCAUUCUCAAUGCCGGCAUUAUGAAGAUGUCCUUCUCCAAGAAUCCGAGCACCGGGCAUGAGGAGACACUGCAGGUCAACUACUUGUCCACAGUGUUGCUCGCCGUCCUUCUACUGCCCGUCCUGAAGGCUAAGCGUAAGCCCGACAGCGACCCUGCGCACCUAACCAUCGUCAACGCUGCAUUGACGCUCGCCGCAAGCUUCCCCAACAGGGAUGCCAAACCCCUGCUACCGUCCUUUGACGACCCCAAGACAUUCAGCUCCGAAACAUACAACUCGUCCAAGCUUCUAGCUCACAUGUUCCUGUGGAAGCUUGCCGAAAUUGUUUCUGCCGACGACGUUAUCGUCAACCUGUCAGAUCCAGCCUGGUGCAGGGGCACUGCCUUAGGCCGAGAUGCACCCGGCUUCCUGAGGUGGGGUCUUUGGGCCUUUGGGGCAACGGGUAGAACCCCGAGGGUCGGCGCUUCUUGCUUUGUUGAUGCUGUGGUGAAUAAGGGGAAAGAAUCCCAUGGAUGCUUUCUGAUGAGCUGGAAUAUUCAUCCAUUUGCUGCCUUCCUUUACACACAAGAAGGCAAGAAUGUCACAGAACGGCUAUGGAUUGAAACGAUGGAUGAGUUGGAGUUUGCCGGUGCUCGUGGUAUAUUAAAGUCGGUGUAG